AUUGAAUCGGUUUUGGGAGUUUCAUAUCAAUAGCAAUGGCAAUGGACACGACAAAUGUCGGUCCAGACGUCAAGUGUACUGCUGUAUGGGCUCUGUUGUGUUGGCACUGGUAUUGCUUAUCAUCUGUGUCUCUGCCUUAACAUUUUUUAUGGUCAACCGUAACGUAAACUUAUGGGACGAGUCAUCCUCAUCGUCGUCAACACUGUCAUCAACGAUAAGCCCUAAGUUAUCACCAAAUAUUGAAUCCGAGUUUUUAGAUAAUCAACAGCGAGAGGAACGACUGGAAAAAGGUAGCAAAGUUAUACUCGGAGAGUUCAUAUUAUCCAACCGUCACUAUAGUCCAGCCCUCGACAGUCAGUCAUCGCAAGAUUUUCAGUCAUUUGCAUCAGAUGUCGUCAAAUCGAUGGACGAAAUGUUUUUGGAGAGUCCAUUGGCUAAGAUAUAUAACUUGACUCAAGUCUAUGAAUUUAGUGAGAGUGACACCAAAGUGGGUCUUGUCGUCAGAUGUCGGAUCUUAUUGAACAUAGAGCUGCUGACAGCGGCACAGGAGGUCGGCCUCACGUUUAUCAAUGCGUUGGAGAGACGACACGGCCGACUACCGGCCGGAAAUCUCAGAGUCGACAUCACGUCUAUUAAAUUUACAGGUAUCAGUGCAUGGAUUGAAAAUUGGWUAUAUUAUCAGUCAGUUGAUAACAGCUUGGGAACCGGUAGUAAUAGCCUAACUAUCGGUGCCAACAACGAUGAUAACAUACUAGUGCAUGAAAUAAAUAGUUUGCAUGAUAAAGUACUGGAUUUAAAGCAUAMUAUUGAGCCAUUACCACUGUAUAGCCGCCACCGUCACCACCAAAGUUACCAAUUUUGGUUGUAUACUCCCAAAGACUAUUAUAACGAUACUGUCAGACAACUAAUGUCUGAACCAAACAUUGCAACAAACAGUAGAUCAAAGCGCUGGACAAUGACUGUCAGUAGUGAUAAUGACACUGAUGUCGGUGCCAGUCCUAUGUCCAGUAGUGGUGUCUCCACACUGCUGACCAAAUUUGUUGAUAACAUCGGUGGUAAUAAAUAUUCUGCACGUGAUAUCACUGAUAUUAAAGGCAUGUCCGCUGCUACUAAUGAGACAAAACGAGAUAUGCCUACAAAUGGUGAGUCAAAUGUCGGUGAUAUGUCGCUUAAUGAGCCGGUAGUUAAAGCAAGUGAUGAUAUUCAUGCAAAUAAUUAUAAUACUAGUAGUUCAAGUAAUGGCYGGCCGGGCAAUCAAUUAAUGUAUAGCCGUCCUAAUCAUCGUAUUGUUAUAAAUGAUAACAAUCAGUACGAUAUGAUAGCCAAUGACGUUAUUAACAGUAAUAUCAGCGCCACCGGUGCUGCUGACUAUAGUAUCUCUGAUUAUGACUCUUACAUAACAAAGUUAAUGGAUUGGGAUCUAAAUGAAUCUUCGCGUUCAUUAUCUAUAGCCUUAUCGACGGCCAGCGCCGCCGCCACCAGUAUUGCCAGUCCUACACAGAUGGCCGGACCUGUGUUGCAUCCGCUGCCACCAUCGUUCAGUGGUAGACCAGAGACCACUAACGUUGCCACAGAUGACGUGCCGCCGACCAAUGUUUACGCCAUUUCUGGCGGCAACGCCAACAGUGAUGAUGAUAACAGUAAUAAUGAUGGAAAGGGAUCGCCGCCAGAGUCCACAAAACAAACCAGUGGACACGACAGUAUGGUAGUCGUGGAUCAUAAUAAGCCGGUGCCGAUCGUAAAGCCAACAGUCAAUAAUAAUAAUAAUGGUAUUGUCAUCAGUGGCGAUGGUUUUCCAAAUAAAGUGCCCCAAAGUGUUGUCAAAAUGCCGAUUGACAUCACUAUUAGUGUCAGUGGUAAUACUGAUGGCGAUAGUAGUGAUAAUAAUAAUAAUCACGAAGAAAAAGUGCCGAUUACUAGUGAUAACAAUGGCAGUGGUAAUGAUGGUGUGACAGCUUUUUGGUCCAACUGGUCUGAGUGGUCGCCGUGUCGUGGCCUCAACGGAAAGUGCGAUUCCGGACGAAUUCAUAGCCGAAUCCGCAAAUGUUUGGCUCAGAGCGGCGAAGUGGUCAACAGCGAUGUCUGUCGAGUCAUACAACGAGAACAACAGGAACUGGAGAUCCGGGACUGUCGUUGCGAUCAGGAACAAGAAAGUCAUCAUUUUAUGGUCAACACUACUAAUGUUACCGAUAGUACUCAUCUGUUAGAAAAACCGGACAGAGCUUGCAAUGACUGUAAACAGGACGAGAUAUGUUUGCUUCAAGUGAAGGCUGCCGUUCCGUUUUGCGCCAAAAUUAAAGACCCGAGAGAUCCGAGAGGUUGUGGCGGYUGGUGUUCCGGUCAUAAAGAAUUGUGUCGCUAUGUCGGCGCUCAGACAUAUCAAUGUGUCGACGAUUCCGAGUGUUUGGACGGCGAGUGGCAGUGCGCUAACGGUCUCUGCAUACCGGAGUCCAGACGUUGCGACGGACACUUCAAUUGUUUCGAUAUGAGCGACGAAAUGCACUGCCAGUGCAAAGAGGAUGAGUUUCAUUGUGGAAACAAGACAUCAUGUCUUCCUCUUAGCCAACGAUGCGAUGGUAUUAUCCAUUGUUGGGACGGAGAGGACGAACAAAACUGUACAAAAUUGUGUUCAGAAAAUCAAUUUACUUGUAAUUCGGGACAAUGUAUACCAAUUGAAGCAUUUUGCGACUCUCAUCGACACUGUACUGAUGGAUCCGAUGAACCCGACGGCUGUAAUUCAACGAUUGGCAACAAUGGAGGCACUAAUACUUGCAAAUCGCAUGAAUACCAGUGCCGUAAUGGCAAAUGUAUAUCCAGAAGUCAGGUGUGUGAUGGGGAUAACCAUUGCGGCGAUGGCAGCGAUGAACGUGAUUGUCGGCCACAACUACAACAACAACAACAGCGCCGAAAGCAACAACAGCUACAACAACAACAACAACAACAACACUCUUCAGGCAUCAGUCAGACAUCCUAAAGAGUUUGGUGUCUAAUACUACUAAUUA
Messenger RNA from Oppia nitens, 3002 nucleotides. RefSeq lists its product as uncharacterized. Gene Ontology annotation, molecular function: protein binding. The coding region runs from base 86 to 2974 and encodes 962 amino acids. The record is from RefSeq and is a predicted model, not a curated record. Gene Ontology annotation, cellular component: plasma membrane. Lineage: Eukaryota; Metazoa; Arthropoda; Arachnida; Sarcoptiformes; Oppiidae. The transcript is spliced from 8 exons.